This is a messenger RNA of Castor canadensis (American beaver), 884 nucleotides long. It is a transcript of the gene Vpreb3, whose product is annotated as V-set pre-B cell surrogate light chain 3. Lineage: Eukaryota; Metazoa; Chordata; Mammalia; Rodentia; Castoridae. The record is from RefSeq and is a predicted model, not a curated record.
UGGUUCCAGGCCAUCCUGGGCAAAAAGUUCAAGUGACCUCAUGGCAAUGGAAAAAGCUGACAUCUGUCUAUUUUCCCAGGUACUGCAGGAAGCAUAAAUAGUAGGAAGCCAGGUCUGGGCAAAAAGUGAGACCCUAUAUCAAAAACAGCCAAAGCAAAAAGGGCUCCAGGUGUAGCUCAAGCAGUAGAGCACUUGUCUAGCAACAACAACAAGAACAACAAAACAAAAAGCCGAUUCCAACUUCUUACUAUAACUGCAGGUGAAGGCUUCCUGGCUUCUGAUCUCCCAAGGGCCCUGUAUUAGGACCUCGACAUUUGGGAAGACAGGGCCUGGCAUUGGCCUCAGCCACACCCCUCCUCAGUCAAUGGGUUGAUUUGCAUGCCCUGUUGUGGUGCAGCAGCCUCCCCAAGGCUAUGCCCCUAAGCACCUGGAGCAUAGCCUAGCAGACUCUCUCUGUCUCCCUGCUCUGACCAUGGUCUGCCUCCGGUACCUGAUCCUUCUUUUGAUGGGAGCCUUCUUGGCAGUCUCUCAGCCAGUCCUGGUCCAGCCGGAUGCAUUGCUGGUUUUCCCAGGCCAAGUGGCUCAACUCUUCUGUACACUCAGCCCCCAGCAUGCCAUCAUUGGUGAAUACGGUGUGUCUUGGUACCAGCAGCGGCCAGGCAGUGCUCCCCGCCUCCUCCUCUACUACCAUUCGGAGGAGGAUCACCAUCGGCCUGCUGAUAUUCCUGACCGAUUCUCAGCUGCCAAGGAUACAUUACACAAUGCCUGUAUUCUGACCAUCAGCCCCGUUCAGCCUGAGGACGACGCGGAUUACUACUGCUCUGUUGCCUAUGGCUUUGAUAUUUAGGGGUGGGGGAUAGGAUGAAUGUCUCCCCCUUGCCUCU